Messenger RNA from Biomphalaria glabrata, 5289 nucleotides. RefSeq lists its product as uncharacterized. NCBI's taxonomy places the organism in Eukaryota, Metazoa, Mollusca, Gastropoda, Planorbidae. Bases 416 to 2116 code for a protein of 566 amino acids. The transcript has 7 exons. The record is from RefSeq and is a predicted model, not a curated record.
GGAGGGGGGGGGGGGAAGAAAGAAAAGGAUGUCUGGUGUGGUGUGUGGUUUACGAUUUCUAUGAAGUGAAAUUCUGCAGACACACACGGAAUUGUUUUUCAAAAGCAUUUACACAAACAAACAAAAAUGAAAAGAAAAGGUGAACGACCUGAAUUCAAACUCGUGUCUCACGCUUCCUCGGGCAAACGUGCUAACCACUCUGCAAAAACAAACAAGGCUUGUAAAGACGAAAUUCAACUUCUUCGUUCUAUGGUAUUCCGAGUGGACCUAUGUUUUAACUGGUUUACAGUAGUUCUUUGCUUGUUUUUGUUUUCAUGCUUUCUAGUCACGUGAUGAUUAUGCUGAGAUUGUCAACUGAUAGUGGACGUAAAGAGGUUUCUUGUUUAGCAUGAGUAGAUUUCAUUGAAGUCACCAGAUGGCUUUCAGAAAGGCUUGCUUGCAUUAUAAAUCAAGGAAGAAUAUUUUUAACCUCCUUGUCUUCCUAUUAUCUUGCACUGUCAGCUGGUAUGCUCUCUGCUUUGCAUUUGAAGUCGUUGUUAAGGCACUGGACACAGGUGCGGAAGACAACAUUAUAAUGUUUAAAGACAUUUACACGCAUGAGCCUUGGCCCGGACUGGAAUCAAAUCUGACGGAGCCAGGAGCCAUCCCUGCCAAGGUGCACUAUUACUGGUGUGGCAAUAAGAUGUUCAGAUUCGUGGAUUACCUGAGCCUUCUAAGCAUCGUCCGAAUUCUGAAGCCCCAGAAAAUCAUCUUCCAUCACUUCUAUCAGCCACGUGUCGAUACUUUUUGGUACCAUACAUGGUUUCAGGAGCUGAAGCAGUCAGUUCCAAAUCUAGUCUUGCGUCGUUCAAUCAGCAAUUUAGACUGCGGUUCCGAGGAGGUAUUGAAAUAUAUUCUGAAUAAACUGUCGCAAGAAGGUGGAGUCUAUGUUGGGGAGAAAGUGAUAUUAACUCAAGUGCCUUCAGCAGCUUAUACCGAUGACUUCUUUUACAGUUUCCGGUUCAGAAAUAAACUUGUGGACUUCACUAGCGGCGUUAUAUUCAGUAAAAAUGGUUUCCCCGUGGAAUCAAUAGGCGAGAAAUUAAAAUUCAUUUAUCAAUCCCCCAGGACUUGUUAUAUCGUUGACGAGUUUGAUGCUAUUCCAGAAUCAAGACUACCAGACCCAGAGAGAGCUUGCCUGGUGGCUGACAGCCUAAUGUAUCCCAAAAACAUAUGGGACAACACAACAAGGUUUUCAGAGCUGGCAAGAUGGCUGUACUAUGGUCAGAGGGCUCGACUGUUUCCGGUAGAGAACAGCGACGAGCUAAUCCCAAUGGUGUCUCACUUGAUUUGGAUGCGGACCAAUAACCUGAUCAAGUCGGACGAACUCGAGUUUUACCACUACCUUAGCAUCAUGUCAGCAUUGUAUGUAGCUGGCUUCAAGGCCGUGUACAUACAUGGGGAAAUAGAGCCUUACGGACCUUGGUGGGAGCUGCUGAAACGUGAAAAUGUCAAGUUUAUACUGAUUGAACGCCCAGAGACGAUUUUCCAACAAGCUGUAGACGGCCCGAGCCAUCAAUCGGACGUUCUUCGACUUAACAUCCUGUUACGUUACGGGGGAGUCUACCAGGAUCGGGAUGUUUUAUGGGUUGGACAGAUUCCAGACAAUUUGAGACGCUAUCCAGUGGUGGCCUGUCCAGAUUGGCCACAGAAUGGCGAAUGGCCAGAAGUGUUUAAUAUGGGGGUUAUGAUGGCCAAGAGAAACGCACCUUGGCUCAAGUCUUUUCUGUCAACAUUUAGAUACUACAGAGACGACAAAUGGGCAUUUAAUGCGGUCAUGAUGCCUUACAAAGCAUAUGAACAACAUCCAGACCAACUUUAUGUGGACAGAUAUCUUCAGGUCAUUUGUUUUUACGGUGUUUGCCAUCCUACCUGGCAACCUGACUACAAGCGAGACAUUAUGGAUCAGCGGCCUGUUCCAGCUUUUGCCUGGCGUGAAGCGCGCUCCUUUCAUUUCACAGUGCCUAAACCCCCCGAGUCAUUGACCUCGCCAGCAGCUGUGAAAAAUGGCGAUGACAUUUAUGCAGAGAUUGGGAAAUUGAUUCUUGAGAAAAGCGGCCACUUGGAUUUGCUUUAAAAAAAAAAACGGCAGACGAGAGAAAUAACAGAACAAAAGAUUUAAUCGAACAGCCGGACCUAUUGUCCAUGCUUAGUGAACCGAACAAUUUUGGUUUUCAAGACCGUUUGACUAAAAUAGGUCACACUUGAAUGCACAGGUUUUAUACAGGCGCAUUCAUGAAAAAGGUUGAAACACCAGAAUAGCUUGCUGGUGUCAUUGGAACUGUUUUUCAUUAAGUGAAUGUCAGACCUGGAGUCAUGAUCACGCGAACGUUAAAUAGUUGGUCAUAAUCAUAAAUUAAGCUAUUCAUGAUAUGUGGGACAGAUUCUCAUAGAUUGAAGGGUAUCCAUAAAUAGAAAACCUUUUUAAAAAGUAUUUCAUAAUUUAUUUGCACUUAUUUUUAGAACUGAAGAAUCAAAGUAAUUUUUAUAAUUCAUUUGGCAACAGCGAUCUUUCAAUAUAGCGUCUCUGUUAAUUAGCGACCCCCCCCCCCCCGAAAGGGGAAUAGCCGCUAUUAGUUUUAUGUGGUCUGUCUAUUCGUCCGUCCGGUUUACAUCUAAUUAACUAGAAAAUAUAUUGAUAAUCCGAUUCUGCUUAUCUUUCCUUACUGCAGUUUCCUGCCAAAAAUGUCUUUGUUAGAUCUUUGAAGUGUAAUAUAUUAGAUUUAUUUCUUUGGUUUGCAUCGUGUGUACUUGUGUUACAUUUGUGUUUGUAUGCAUACAAAACUAUACCUGUGAUCAAAAUUAGAAUUUACUGAUUAAAUUCUGUCCAUUCAGUUGUAUAAACACACACUACAUUUCUAAUCUCUCAAUUCAAUUUUAGAAGACGUCAAUAAUUUAAGCAUUUUCUUUUGUUCUUUUUUUUUUUUAGGAAACCUCAGUGUUUGUGCAAUUCAUUUUAGUACAUAGGAGUCCUCGGGCUCUAGACCUCUUUUCUGUUAUUUGCCUUUUUUUUAGAUAGUUUCCACUUCUUCCUUGGUCUGCAUGCCUCUUUCAGAGAGUUUCCACUUCUUCCUUGGUCUGCAUGCCUCUUUCAGAGAGUUUCCACUUCUUCCUUGGUCUGCAUGCCUCUUUCAGAGAGUUUCCACUUCUUCCUUGGUCUGCAUGCCUCUUUCAGAGAGUUUCCACUUCUUCCUUGGUCUGCAUGCCUUUUUCAGAGAGUUUCCACUUCUUCCUUGGUCUGCAUGCCUCUUUCAGAGAGUUUCCACUUCUUCCUUGGUCUGCAUGCCUCUUUUUUUUUGGGGGGGGGGGGGCGGGCCUUUUUAAAAAAAUAAAUUUAUUUUAACUUUAAAUAGUUAGAUAUAUAUUUAAAUUCUACACAUUCUAAUUAAAGAACAUUGUUAUAAAAUUUAUAAACACACAUGUUUCAACAAUGUCAGUGUGACUGUAGUAUAGCCUGAAAUAAUGGUUGCAUCCUCAGAUCCUUUUACACAAAUCUUGGCAUUUUCCCCCCCUCUAAACAACAGCACAUUUUUUUGCAAACAAAAAUGUCAAGAACAAGAACAACAUUUUAAAGAAUAUUUUGAAAUACAACACCUCCAACAUUAAAAUACAAAUGUAAUCAAAUAAGUUUUAAAAAAUAAUUACAAUUUUUUGGAUUCAAUUUGGGUAUCGAACUCGUGACACCGUCAGCUGCAAAAAAAAAAAAGAAUAUGCAUUUUCUGAUUCGUUCAGCGAGGCAAGUAUAUUUGUUCGAUUAUUUAUUGGUCUGUUCAUUAUAUGGACAUCUAGAUCUAACAUAAGACUUAAAGUUCAGAUUUAAAACACUUAAGAUCUAGCUCUAAUAUCUACUUCUAGAUCUAGAAUCUAAAUGUUAUCUAUAGUAGACUUACAAAUAUAAGCAACGCUUAUAAACUUCAAUAAAAUUGAAGCAACUUUAAAUUUCCUCAGUUAUGGCAUAAUUACGGCAAUACGUCUGACUACGCCAUGUUGGCUCUAGACCUAGAUAUAGUCUCCAGCCAAAUUUACAUUUAUUUAUUUUUUACUUUGAAAAAAUAUAACGGGUCAGACUAGAGUUUUCUCCGUGUGGCCAACGAGCUAGUUAUUCUGUUCUCAGCACUAUACAGCAACUCAUUAGUUAGAACUGUUUAACUCUUUAACGACUUUUCUAAUAAUUUGCCAGUCUAUGUUUAGAGAAAAACGAAAAAAACUUUUGAAAAACAAAAACAAAAAAAUACUUUUAAAAACAAAACAAAGCUUAUACUAGGUGUAGUUAUAUCAAUUGGUUUGGAUCGGUCAUGUAACUAAAUUUGUAAUACAUCUAGACUAAUAAUAAUAAAUCUGGCGAUUAGAAACAUUUGUUACCAAUUUCAUGCCUUUAGCUUUCUCAAUACGCUAUGUUCUGGACUUGCCUGGACCAGUUGGAUAAGGAAGGGGGGAGGAAGAAGGGGGUAUCUGGGUGAUCACUAUUUAAAUGUAUUUAUUUUUUAAACAUUUAUAAAGGGGAACGAACUGAAUUGGAACUCAGUUCUUAAGCCUUCCCAAGCUGACACUCGACCACCAUAGUUAUCUAUUCUUAGCUUCAAGGGGGGGGGACUAAUUCAGCUUAUACCACCUCAUCAGUCGAGUACGAUUUCUUUCCCUUGUUUGAGAUGCCAACCGAAACAAAACAAGUUAAUUAACUAGUUGGUAAAUAUUUCUCUAUUGAUUCUUGUGUUGUCAGGUAAAAUAAAUAAUUGUACAAAAUUUCAACUUGAUCCGAGUUUGGAUGUCGGAGAAAUAACGUGUACAAACUUUUGGCCAGACAGACAGACAGACAGAGAUGAUAAAAAAUACUAGCGAAUAGGUCACACGGGGGAAAACUUUUUUCAAAAUAUAAUAAUCUUUAAAAGUAAAUUUAGUCUGGAAGUCUAGACAUUCUCUACUUUGGACACACGUACGUCACUGGGUAUUACCGGGUGGGGUAAAAAAUGUUCCAUUUUUUAAAAUCUAUAAUUCAUUAGUCAAAGUAAUGUGAUCGCUCUUACAAGACGUCGUCACCUUCAUAAAGGUAGUUACUGUUUGAAUUGAGUUUGUAUUAUCCUAAUGUAGUGUGAGUUGUGUUUAUGUAGUGAGCGCGUGUGGCACUUUAUUUCAAUUAUUAUUUUCGCUAUUUAUUUGUAUGUCUUGUUGAUCUUGUCUUGGUUUAAUAUAUUUGCAUACAUCGUAACGUGUUGCCUUUUGUUGAAAUAAAAUUCUUACAAUGACACAAGA